UCGCCUUUGUCCGCAGGCGCAUUAUCGCUGCGGCUGGAGCUCGGUUACUCACGGAAGACUGGGAUCUCAAAGCAAGUUUCGACAGCAAGCAGAGUCAUCAGGAUCUGAAAAUCCGUGGCAUUUAACUGUGGAAGGAAAGAGGAUUUUGAACAUUGAAGGAAAAAGCACUGUUCACACCAGGGAGAAACACAUAUCAUCUGUGUGUGGAAGAGUCUGUGAAGAAAUGUCCAAACAUCAGCACGGUCACACUAGGGAGAGACUGUGGAAAUGUGAGGAUUGCGGGAAGGGAUUUCUUUACCCAUCUCAGCUGGAAAUGCACCAACGCAGUCACACUGGGGAAAAGCCAUUUACCUGCUCUGAUUGUGGGAUGGGAUUCACUCAGUCAUCCAACCUACUCAAACAUCAGCGAGUUCACACUGGAGAGAGACCAUUCAUUUGCUCUGUGUGUGGGAAAGGAUUCAUGCAGACAUCUCACUUGCUGAAACACCAGCGAGUUCACACAGGAGAGAGACCAUUCGCUUGUUCCAUGUGUGGGAAAGAAUUUGCUUUGUCAUCCAGCCUGUUGAUACAUCAGCGAAUUCACAAUGGGGAGAGUCCAUUCACCUGCUCUGUGUGCGGGAAAGGAUUCGCUUCAUCAACCAAUCUGCUGAGACACCAGCGAGUUCACACUGGGGAGAAACCAUUCACCUGUUCUGUGUGUGGCAAAGGAUUCACUCAGUCAUCCUCCCUGCUGGAACACCAGCAAGUUCACUCUGGGAAGAGACCAUUCACCUGUUCUGAAUGUGGGAAAGGAUUCACUCGCUCAUCUAAACUGCUGGUACACCAGCGAGUUCACACUGGAGAGAAACCAUUCACCUGUACCGAGUGUGGGAAAGGAUUUACUCACUCAUCCAACCUUCUGACACACCAGCGACUUCAUACUGGAGAGAGACCAUUCGCCUGUUCGGAGUGUGGGAAGGCAUUCACUCGGACAAUUGACCUGCUGAUACACCAGCGAAUUCACACUGGGGAAAAACCAUUCACCUGUUCCGAGUGUGGGAAGGGAUUUGCUCACUCAUCCAACCUCCUGAGACACCAGCGAGUUCACUCUGGGGAGAGACCAUUCACUUGCUCCACGUGUGGAAAGGGAUUCACUCAGUCAUCCAAACUGUUAAUACACCAGCAAGUUCACCAAGAACCAUAGUUGAAGGAUUUUGCUCUUACUCACAUCAAGGAAUGAACUGUGAUCUUUGGGCUCUUUGUACUGAUGUUAUUAAUCCCUGCUCAAAACUUGACCUUUUCUUGGGAAAUAAGGCAGGGCAGGUGACUGAGGUAUCAGUAGGGGAAUACUUUGGGGCCCAUGGUCGUAAUUCUAUUUGUUUUAAAAUAGUUGUGGAAAAGGACAGACCUUGUCUAAAACUUAAAGUUCUAAAUUGGAGUAAGGCCAAUUUUGAUAGUAUUAUGCCCCUUAAAAGACCAGCAAGGCUGCCUAUAUGCAGGAACGCAGGCAAUGGGUACGAUGCUAAACGUUUAUUUCACAUCAGUAUGUACUGUGGAAAAGGAUAUGGAAGCUAGAAAACUUGGAGAAAUAAACACUUUUCAAGAUAUAACUAUUUAUAUUACAGAGGAG
Rhincodon typus (whale shark) is the source of this 1609-nucleotide messenger RNA. RefSeq names its product zinc finger protein 239-like. Lineage: Eukaryota; Metazoa; Chordata; Chondrichthyes; Orectolobiformes; Rhincodontidae. Bases 224 to 1183 code for a protein of 319 amino acids. Gene Ontology annotation, molecular function: RNA polymerase II cis-regulatory region sequence-specific DNA binding; DNA-binding transcription factor activity, RNA polymerase II-specific. Gene Ontology annotation, biological process: regulation of transcription by RNA polymerase II. The record is from RefSeq and is a predicted model, not a curated record. The transcript is spliced from 3 exons.